This is a messenger RNA of Penicillium arizonense, 351 nucleotides long. RefSeq lists its product as uncharacterized. Bases 1 to 351 code for a protein of 116 amino acids. The transcript has a single exon. NCBI's taxonomy places the organism in Eukaryota, Fungi, Ascomycota, Eurotiomycetes, Eurotiales, Aspergillaceae. The record is from RefSeq and is a predicted model, not a curated record.
AUGUCAUCCAGAAUCUCCAAGGCCGCCUUCGAAGGACUAGCGAAGAAAAUACGCGAGAAUUCGGAGUCUCUCAAAAACCUCCAAUUUGCCGACAGUGCAACUUCCAAGACUGCUGUACAAACGAAAGACCUCCGAUUGGAUGUCCAUCGCAACACACGAGAUGCGACGAUGGCUACCGGCAUAAUUCAAGCAAACAGCCAAGCAACCGACACGACCGUCAAGGCAUUUAUUAAAGGCAAAACUGGAGGUCACAGUGGUACACAUCAAGUGAUUGGGCAGAAAAUACCUUUUGCGCUCGGCGAUAAAUUCGAUGUCGACAAGCUUGCGGAAUCAGUUGAAAAGACAAGCUAA